AUGGCGCAUAUUAUGAUCUUCUUUUUUAGCUUGGAAUACGACGGUCUGGUCGGUGUCCUCGGUGGUGCGCGAAACAAACGAUCUCUCGAUCUUUCCUUCAUGCCAGCGAACUGCACGAUGUUUGCAGUCGCCGCGGAGCAUUACAAAGUCGCCGACGCUUUAGUGUACAGGUCGACAUUAGAGACCAUGCAGCAUGUGUUGGACUACAAGUCGGAAUGCGCGAUUCGUCCUCGGAUCUCAGCGAUUUUCGGCCUGCACCGCGUCAAUGAUGCGUUCAAUUAUCACGCGACGGUGCCGAGCGGGAAGGUAUUGAUCGACAUGAAGGAUCGUGAUCGGCUGACUCUGUGCGAGCCUUAG
This is a messenger RNA of Temnothorax curvispinosus, 357 nucleotides long. RefSeq lists its product as uncharacterized. Bases 1 to 357 code for a protein of 118 amino acids. The record is from RefSeq and is a predicted model, not a curated record. The transcript has 2 exons. Lineage: Eukaryota; Metazoa; Arthropoda; Insecta; Hymenoptera; Formicidae.